CCUCAAAUGCUGACAUUUUGCAUAAACGCGAGAUUGCCGAGUGCACAGAGUUUGAGUUGGGCGAAACGCGUCGCAGCAAAGGGGGCGCCUCAGCUUGUUUUCGACACCACCGCGCGCAGCCCGUUUCCCAAUCUCGUAACUGCUCUACCUACCUACAUCCACACCAGGCUUUUGUUUGCUCUUCUGAUACUCAAGAAUAACACAUAGCGUACAUCAUGGCUUCCGCAGAAACAGUUCAGCCUAAGAACUAUGUCGGUUUUGACUCGAUCACGUCUCAGAUCGAGAAGAAGCUGCUGAAAAGAGGCUUCCAGUUCAAUGUCAUGUGUGUCGGUCCUACUGGAAGCGGAAAGUCGACUUUGAUAAAUACCCUCUUCUCGUCGCACCUGAUAGACUCAAAGGGACGAACCUCCCCUGCUGAGCCCAUUCACCAGACCACCGAGAUUCAGACAGUCUCUCAUAUGAUUGAGGAGAACGGUGUUCGUCUACAGCUCAACAUCGUCGAUACCCCCGGAUACGGCGAUAAAGUCAACAAUGAGCGCUGCUGGGAUCCCAUCGUCAAGUACCUCAAAGAUCAGCACUCGGCUUAUCUGCGCAAGGAGCUCACUGCCCAGCGCGAGCGUUACAUUCCCGACACCCGUAUCCACUGCUGUCUUUUCUUCAUCCAGCCUACCGGCCACUCACUCAAGCCCAUCGAUAUCGUUGUCCUCAAGAAGCUCAUGGACCUGACCAAUGUCAUUCCCGUGAUUGCCAAGUCUGACGCGCUCACUCCCGACGAGCUUUCCGCGUUCAAGGAGCGCAUUCGUGAAGAGUUCCAGGCUAACCACCUGAGAAUGUAUCCGUACGACAGCGAGCUUCUGGACGAGGAUGAGCGUGCGAUGAAUGCCCACAUCAGAAGCAUGGUGCCUUUUGCAGUCGUAGGCUCCGAGACCGACAUUGUUAUCAACGGAAAGUCUGUUCGUGGCCGCAAGAACCGCUGGGGAGUCAUCAAUGUUGAGGAUGAGAGCCAUUGCGAGUUUAUUUCUCUGCGCAACUUCCUGACGCGUACCCACCUGCAGGACCUGAUCGAGUCCACAUCACUGAUCCACUACGAGACCUUCCGCGCCAAGCAGCUGCUGUCAUUGAAGGAGAGCAACACGCAGCAGCAACAGGCUGACCGCAACCGCCCGCUGAGUCCCGCGGGAUCGGCAGGAAACCCGGGAAUAUACCCGCGCGGAUUGUCUGCUGGUAGCGGACACUGAACGGGCUUUACACAAUAACGGCAGUGAGCGAGUGCCAUGAAGAUCAUGCUGGUAUUAUUAUUAUUAGUAGUUUCGUGAGUCUGUACACGAAUAAACACGGCGAUAUAAAAAGGAGUUGGAAUUCUUUACAAGUACUUUUUUGCUCUUUUGUUAUUGUUCUUAUAUUGUUUUUAUUAUUGUUAUAUCUCUCUCGGCUUGUAAAGCCCGUGCUCUGUCUUGUUUUCCAAUCAAUCGUCCUUAGGUAGUUUAUAAACUGUUAAUCGGAUUCUCCUCUGUCAGAUCGCCACAUGAUGUGCGGCGGCCGCAAAUCCCAGACUGGCAG
Messenger RNA from Myxozyma melibiosi, 1560 nucleotides. Its product is annotated as septin. Lineage: Eukaryota; Fungi; Ascomycota; Lipomycetes; Lipomycetales; Lipomycetaceae. Bases 216 to 1238 code for a protein of 340 amino acids. Gene Ontology annotation, cellular component: cell division site; septin ring; septin complex. The transcript has 5 exons. Gene Ontology annotation, molecular function: GTP binding; GTPase activity; molecular adaptor activity. The record is from RefSeq and is a predicted model, not a curated record. Gene Ontology annotation, biological process: intracellular protein localization; cytoskeleton-dependent cytokinesis.